CUUUUUUAUGUCUUUCGAUGGCUCUAACACUCCUAUCCUAUCGGCAAUCACCUCACUAACUCAACCUCCUCUCACCGGACUCAGUCCACCACUCGAAUCGAUUCCGCUACUCAGCCACCACGUCCUCCUGCCUCUCUCUCUCAUUUCCAGUCGCCAUAACCAAAUUCUUCCUGCCUCCAGCUAUUAAGACCACCGAGCUUUGCUAGUGUCUGACCCACUCGACUAUAUUCCGGCGGCACCCACCAGUCAUCAGCGGACCCAGUUUCCGUCGACGGCGUCCCAGCCCACUCCGCCUCCAUAAGGUUGCUCUUCGAGUAUGUAUUGUAGUAGUUUCAGCUGUACUUGUGCUUUUACAGAGACUGUAAUAGCUACUCUGAGUCAUAGUGAGUCAUUUAAAGGAAGAAGCUUUGGAAAUUUAAAGGUUUGCACAUAUGGGUACUUGAGAAAUAGGUUGAAAGUGAGGAGCAAACAAAUAGGUUUAUGUGUGUUUGUUAUGAAAAUUCCAAAGGAAGGGGUUGAACUGGCCAAGAAGAAGAAAGUUGUGAUAUCUUCAGAAGAGGUUAUAAGGGUUCUUAAGUCUACCAAGAACCCAAAUUCUGCUUUUUCAUAUUUUAUGGUUGUUGCUGGGUUACCCAAUGUUGUUCACACUGCUGAAACAUGCAAUUACAUGCUUGAAGUCUUGAUGACUCAUAAGAGGGUGGAGGACAUGGCUGUUGUGUUUGAUUUCAUGCAAAAGAAAAUAGUUUACCGAAACUUGAACACUUAUCUUGCUAUUUUUAGAGGUCUUCACAUAAGGGGUGGAAUUCGACAAGCACCAAUUGCUCUUGAGAAAAUGAGAAAGGCUGGGUUCGUUUUGAAUGCAUAUUCAUAUAAUGGGUUGAUCUAUAUGCUUCUCCAGUCAGGAUUUUGUAGGGAGGCUUUGAAGGUUUACAACAUAAUGGUCAUGGAAGGGAUGAAGCCAGACUUGAAGACUUAUUCAGCACUUAUGGUGGCAUUUGGAAAGCGAAGGGAUACUCAAACUGUAAUGUGUUUGUUAGCAGAGAUGGAACAUUUGGGAUUGAGGCCCAAUAUUUAUACAUUUACCAUAUGCAUUAGAGUUCUUGGAAGGGUUGGGAAAAUUGAUGAGGUUUAUGAUUUAUUGAAGAGAAUGGACGAAGAGGGAUGCGAGCCAGAUGUUAUUACUUAUAAUGUUCUCAUUGAUGCUCUUUGUAAGGCAGGUAAACUUGAUAAUGCAAAGUCUUUAUUUGUAAAGAUGAAAGCUAGCAGUCACAAACCUGAUCGUGUAACUUACAUUACUUUGUUGGACAAGUUAAGUGAUUGUGGAGAACUGGAAACUCUGAAAGAAAUUUGGGAUGAUAUGGAAAUUUAUGGUUUUUCUCCUGAUGUUGUCACGUUCACCAUUCUUAUUGAUGCUUUAUGCAAAUCAGGCAAUGUUGACAAAGCAUUUGAUACUCUAGGCGCCAUGAAGGAGAAAGGGAUCUCACCAAAUGCUUACACUUACAAUACCUUGAUUGGGGGACUAAUAAGGGCAAGUAGGUUGGAUGAGGCUAUAAAACUUUUGAGUGAUAUGGAAUUCUUGGGCUGUCCUCCAAACACAAUAACUUUUAACUCUAUCCUGGAUUGCCUCUUUAAGAAUGAAGAGGUGCCAUUUGCCUUGGAAAUGCUUUCUACAAUGUCAACAAUGAACUGCUGUCCUGACGUCUUCACUUAUAACACCAUCAUUCAUGGAUUAAUCAAGAAAAACAGAGUCAAUGAUGCAUUUUGGUUUUUCCAUCAGAUGAAGAAAUCUCUAUAUCCUAAUCACGUAACUAUACUCACCAUCAUUCCAGGUGUAAUGAAGGAUGGCCGGAUUGUGGAUGCAUUCAAGAUUGUCAAGAGUUUUGUGUAUCAGGUUGGAGUUCAAGUAGAUGGUCCCUUUUGGGAAGAUUUGAUUGGAAGGACUCUGGUUCAAGCUGAAACUGAUAGAGUCAUGUUGUUUGUUGAAAAAUUAGUAUCUGAUAAAGUUUGCCUAUAUUACUCUGUACUUUUACCUCUAAUAAGGGUGUUGUGCAAGUGUAAGUGUAAGUUUAAGGAAGCUCUUCACGCAGAAUAUUUGUUUGCAAAAUUUUCCAGGACUGAGGUAUUAAGGCCAACUCUGGAAUCAUACAACUGUUUGAUUGAAGGGUUUCUUAACGUUGAUGUUACUGACAAGGCUUGGGAUCUUUUCAAUGAAAUGAAAAGGGUUGGUUAUGCCCCUGAAGCUUUUACAUACAACUUGUUACUUGGUGCACACGGGAAGUCUGGAAAAAUCACUGAACUCUUCAAAUUAUAUAAAGAGAUGUGUAGUAGUGGAUGCAAGCCUAACACAGUCACAUAUAAUACACUCAUUUCCAGUUUAGUGAAAUUUGAUAGUGUGGAUGAGGCUAUAGAUUUCUACCAUGAUCAUGUAGGUCGUGAUUUCUCCCCCUCUCCUCACACAUACAGUUCACUCAUUGGUGGACUUUUAGAGACAGGAAGAGGUGAAGAAGCUAUGCUUUUCUUCGAGGAGAUGGCGGAAUAUGGAUGCAAACCUAACUGUGUGACUUUCAAUAUUCUUAUGAAUGGGUUUGGGAAAGCAGGAGAUGUGGAAACUGCCUGUCAGUUGUUUAGAAGAAUGGUUAAAGGAGGAAUAAGACCAAACUUGAAUUCUUAUGCAAUUCUUGUGAAUUCUCUCUGCCUUUUAGGAAAAAAUGAUGAUGCUCUGUGUUAUUUUGAGGAACUAAAGCAGAGUGGCAUUAACCCUGAUUCACUCUGUUAUAGUUUUUUGAUUAAUGCACUUGGAAGAUCAGGGAGGGUUGAAGAAGCUCUAUCUCUCUACACUGAAAUGCAGAGCAGAGGAGUUUUUCCUAAUCUUUACACAUACAACAAUCUAAUACUCGAUCUUGGGAAGGUGGGCAUGUUGGAGCAAGCUGUGAAAAUGUAUGGAGAACUACAGGAUAAGGGUCUUGAACCUGAUGUUUCCACUUACAAUGCUCUCAUUCUAGCCUACAGCACGUCAGGAAAACCAGACCAUGCUUAUGCAGUUUACAAGAAAAUGAUUGUUGUUGGCUGCGACCCCAAUAAAGAAACCUUCGAACAACUUCCUAAUCAAUUUUGAGUACCAUUUUGAAUAACUUUAUGUGCAACACAUGUUUAGAGGUUUUUGCCUGUAAUCCCUCUAUGUUCUACACAGUUAACAUUUUCUUCUCUGAAAGUGUUUUGAGGAUAGAAUCCGAUGAAUAUAUACAUACUGAGCUAACUACAAAAA
Humulus lupulus (European hop) is the source of this 3265-nucleotide messenger RNA. RefSeq names its product pentatricopeptide repeat-containing protein At4g31850, chloroplastic-like. NCBI's taxonomy places the organism in Eukaryota, Viridiplantae, Streptophyta, Magnoliopsida, Rosales, Cannabaceae. The transcript has 2 exons. The record is from RefSeq and is a predicted model, not a curated record. Bases 317 to 3115 code for a protein of 932 amino acids. Gene Ontology annotation, molecular function: protein binding.